Molecule: messenger RNA, 1120 nt
Organism: Drosophila ananassae
Lineage: Eukaryota; Metazoa; Arthropoda; Insecta; Diptera; Drosophilidae
Product: LON peptidase N-terminal domain and RING finger protein 3
Exons: 2
Coding region: 140-898 (252 amino acids)
Biological process (GO): positive regulation of transcription by RNA polymerase II
Molecular function (GO): transcription factor binding
Source: RefSeq, a predicted model, not a curated record
CAACCUGGGCAUGAGCCCAAGUCGUACCGUUGUCAGUAGGCCCUAGUAGGCAUUCAGUCUUUUCAGUCCCUGGAGAUACGACGUGACUUUCUUUUUACAUAUUUUUUUCACCAAGUAAGUUCCUACGAGUCCUGUUACAAUGAGCAACUCCCGCAAAGAGUCCGGCCGCCAGGGUGCCCGUUCCAACACCGUUCCAACUGCUUCGUCGCUGAGCGCCGCUGUGUCCCAGCUGGAGGCCGAGGUCGACCGCAUCAACCGCUUCUUCGAGAGCCUUGUGGCUGGCAAUGUGCACGAAGUGUCCUUCGCACUGGACCUUGGAGGUCGGGAGCGGGCGCGUACUCGCUCCAGCCGCCGUGCAGCCGACGGCAUUGUUCCAGAGGAGAUAAUUGACUUUUCGGAGUGGGAGCCAGUCCCAGAGGUACCGCUUCAUAGAGGCUCGGGCAGGUAUUUUACUCCCGACGCCAUCAUAGACCUGUCCGAGCCUCACGAGAAUUCCAGAAGCAACUCACGCCACCGCCGCCGUCGCCGCCGCCUUGCCGACGAGAUCUUGGAGGGCGAUGCCCCAGAAACCAGGCGCAGCCGCAGCCGCAGUGGCCAUCGCCGUCGCCGCCGCAAUGAUGAGCCGAACGCGGAGGAAGUGAUCGAUGUGAAUGAGGUGGCCACCCCGCCGAAGCGUCCCCGCGAAGAGGAGAUGGAGGAGGAGGAGGAGGAGGGGGAGCCCGGCUGUUACAAGUGCCCGGUCUGCCUGGGAUGUGCGCGCGGUCACGAGCCGGUCGCCACAAAGUGCGGCCACAUCUUCUGCCGCGAGUGCCUGGAGCACUCGCUGCAGAAGGUCAAGAGGUGCCCCAUCUGCUUCACCCGUCUCACCAGGCGCCAGUACAUGCGCAUCUAUAUCUAAGUGGUGCCGUCGCCGGCUCAUUCUGUUCUAAAAUUCUAUUCGGAAAUCCUACUUGGCCUCUACGUUUACAUUUUACAUUUAUUUUUUAAAUCUUCCGGAAAAGAUUCGCUUUCUCAGACCACACCCAGCUGGAGCCAUGUCCAAGGACAUUUAUGGCAUCUCUUCGAAAGCCAUUCCGGAAAAGUGAUUUCGAAUUUUUAAAAUAAAGGACAGAGUACAGGA